This is a messenger RNA of Theobroma umbraticum, 4149 nucleotides long. Lineage: Eukaryota; Viridiplantae; Streptophyta; Magnoliopsida; Malvales; Malvaceae. The record is from RefSeq and is a predicted model, not a curated record.
GUAAAUCUAGUUGCAGGAGAUAAAGCAGGAUAGCGAGUGCUGUCUCAGUUUCGUAGUGCCAGGCUGAGUGAUGUAGCGUGAGCAAGGUCUUGGGAGGAUGAUCUGCACUUAGGACUUUGAUUCUCCAUUGCGCAAGCUAACCUCCAUCGUAUGUACAAACAAAUGGAUCGAAAUAGAUGAUUGGAUGAACUCAGAAAGACAUGUCCAAUGGGUCAACUAACACAUAUGACCAAAGAAAAGGAUCAUCAAGUUGCUUGCAUUCUGUAUCGGUCUUCAACAAACUCAUCUACUCUCACAGGACACAACUCUCUUUUAACAGCCAAGAGGUUUGUUCUUUCUAUCUGAAAACCAACAAAAAAGAGUUGGAAAGAUUUGAGAGAGCAAUGAGAAGAAGCGCGCCAUCUCCACUGGUACCAGCUUUAAUGGUGGGAGUCUUAGGAUUGGUGAUCUUCGGUCCUACUUUGCAAUCUAUUCUAGAGUUUGUUCUGCCUUUAUUUCAGGCAGGAGACUCGGACAGUGACUCUUUUUAUGUUGUGAUGGUGCUUGUUCUACUUCUGCUGUUGGUCCUUGUGCAGCUGCUUUCAACGUUCUUCCCCACUCUAAGCAUGUUUUCCUCUCCUUCAGUUCAGCAGACAAGCAGCUCUGCCUUUGAUGAUGGGUUUGGAUUGGGAACCUUACUCUUAGUUGUGCUCUUCUUAGUUUUGUAUAAAUUUUGGUCAGUUUGAGCCUUCCUCCUCCCACCUGAGACUAGUGUUCUGGGACCAAUGUGUUGCUUGCUUUUGUAUUUGUGUGUUCAUGUAAAAGAGAACAAGACCAGGUUUCUGUGCUUUCAGUCAAAUUGCAAGAGCACAAAAGAUGUAACUAACAACAUGUAUAACGACAGAAUUAUUUUUCCUUUUUUAAUUUUCUUUCCCUUGCUUUCAAAUGAACUCAAUUUGCAUGGAGAAAUGCUAGAUUUGUCCUUGAUCUAAACAAUUAGGAAGUUGACUAGCUGAGGAUUCAAAACCAAGUUAAACAACAUAUAGAGUACUAAUGCUAUGCGACUUAGCUUUUAUCCUGUUGGAUGUCAAAAUAUGUUGAGAGAAAGCAUUUGAAUCAGCAAACCAGGAAUGUCUGCGGAGAUCAUGGCUUGGGUAUUUGAAUAACAUAGUCAAACAGGUGAAGAAAUAAAAAUGAAAGAAAUUAAUGAGAAUCUAAGUAAAGAUGGUUGUGAAGACAAAAAGAAAAAGGUAGCUUCUGCCAGGAAAAAAUAUAUACUACAACUAGCUAAGAAGAACAAGGAGUAGGCUGCAGUGGCUUAGGUGGGGAGCCAAUAUAAAACUCUGCAUGAAAGACAUAUAAAGCAGUAUGAUUAUUCAUACUACAAUAAGAAUAAGGGAGCCAUGGCCCCCUCUGCUAGUAACUACCAUUCGUCCUGGAAGGCUGCUGGCAGGUAGGGUUGAAGGUUGUGAAGGAAAAUAAAGUUUUAACACAUUCAAGAUAGACGAAAUCAAAAUGACUUAAAAGAAAGUGAACUGAACUUGAACCGACCGAAUCUAAAAUGACAAAUCCCCAGACGGACCUGUUUCAGCCGACGCAGAUACACAAAACCCGCACGGCCACACCUCUUCUGUAACCAACAUCACCGUUCUACAUUUUACCAAAAACCCUUUAAAUAACCCAAUGACUUCAAGUUCCACCCCCAAAACCCUGGUCCAAACCCUCCUCAAAACCCCACAAUCUUUAAAAACCAAAUCCCAAGCCAAAGAACUCCAUGCCCAAUUUCUCAAAACCCAACCUCACUCUCCUUCUUCAACUUCUAUUCUCAUUUCCAUAUACACAAAUUUCAACCUUCUACACGACUCCCUCUUUCUCUUCAACUCCCUCAGCUCGCCUCCACUUCUUGCUUGGAAAUCCGUCACCAAAUGCUUUGCAAAUUCUGGCCUUUUUCUAAAUUCCGUAACUUAUUUUGUUCAAAUGCGUGGUCUAGGUAUAUACCCAGAUCAUAAAAUGCUCCCUUUUGUUCUUAAAGCUUGUGCUUUUAUAAAGAACUUGAGGUUGGGUGAGUCUAUUCAUGGUUGUAUUAUUAGGCUGGGUUUGGACUUUGAUUUGUUUACAGGGAAUGCCCUUUUGAAUAUGUAUGCAAAAUUUCAAAACUUGGAAGUGAACGGAGGACAUAAAGUUUUCACCUUCAAUAUGCUUGAUGGAAUGCCAAAAGGUAAUGAACUCUGCGGCAGAUUAGCUCAAAAGAAGGGCAAAAAUGUUUUUCAAUUGGAUAGUGUGAGAAAGGUUUUUGACAUGAUGCCAAAGAGGGAUGUUGUUUCUUGGAAUACGGUAAUUGCAGGGAAUGCACAAAAUGGAAUGUAUGAAGAAGCUUUGACGAUGGUUAGGGAGAUGGGGAAUGCUAACAUGAAACCUGAUUCAUUCACUUUGUCUAGCGUACUUCCUAUAUUUGCAGAAUAUGUGGAUGUAAUGAAAGGAAAGGAGAUUCAUGGAUAUGCUAUCAGACAUAGGUUUGAUUCUGAUUGGUAUAUAGGAAGUAGUUUGAUUGAUAUGUAUGCCAAUUGUUCUCGGAUUGAAGAUUCAUGCCGUGUAUUUAAUCUGUUACCUCAAAGAGAUGAUAUUUCUUGGAAUUCGAUUAUUGCUGGGUGUGUACAGAAUGGCAUGUUUGAUAAAGGUCUGAAUUUAUUUCACCAAAUGUUAAUAGCCAAAGUAAAGCCGAGGGAUGUUUCAUUUUCAAGUAUUAUGCCAGCUUGUGCUUAUUUGACGACACUGCAUCUAGGGAAGCAACUUCAUGGAUACAUAAUUCGAGGUGGAUUUGAUGAUAAUGUGUUUGUAGCCAGCUCACUUGUUGACAUGUAUGCCAAAUGUGGAAACAUCAAGGCAGCAAGGUGGAUUUUUGAUCAAAUGGAAUACCAUGACAUGGUUUCAUGGACGGCUAUCAUCAUGGGACAUGCUUUGCAUGGGCAUGCUCAUGAUGCCCUUUUUUUAUUCAAGCAGAUGGAAAUGGAUGGGGUUAAACCCAAUUAUGUGUCUUUUAUAGCUGUCUUUACCGCUUGUAGUCAUGCUGGAUUGACAGAUGAGGCUUGGGGGCAUUUCAAUUGUAUGACCCAGAAUCAUGGCAUUACACCGGGCUUGGAGCACUAUGCUGCUAUGGCAGACCUUCUUGGUCGUGCAGGAAAGUUGGAAGAAGCCUAUGAGUUCAUCUCUAGCAUGCAUAUUGCACCAACAGGUAGCAUUUGGUCAACACUGUUAUCUGCUUGUAGAGUCCACAAGAACCUUGAGUUGGCUGAAAAGGUUGCCAAAAAAUUAUUUGAAGUUGAUCCAGAAAACGUGGGAGCUUACGUUCUGAUGUCAAAUAUAUACGCAGCUGCACAGAGAUGGAAAGAUGCAGCAAAGAUGAGAAUCUCAUUGAAGAAAAAAGGUAUAAGAAAGGAACCAGCUUGCACUUGGAUAGAAGUUAAAAACAGGGUUCAUACUUUCAUAUCAGGAGAUAAAUCCCAUCCUCUUUAUGAGAGAAUAUAUAAGGCUCUGAAAGAUCUUUUGGAACAGAUGGAACGAGAAGGGUAUAUUCCUGACACGAGUGAGGUUUCCCAUGAUGUUGAGGAGGAGCAGAAGAAAUACUUGCUAUUUAGCCAUAGUGAAAGAUUAGCUUUAGCUUUUGGCAUCAUUAGCACCCCUACUGGGACAACCAUUCGAAUAACCAAAAAUAUUCGCGUUUGUGUGGACUGCCACACAGCUAUAAAGUUCAUGUCAAAGAUUUCCCAAAGAGAGAUAAUUGUCAGGGAUAAUAGCAGAUUUCACCAUUUCAAAGAUGGAAAGUGUUCAUGCAAAGAUUAUUGGUAACAGGCUGGGAGUGAAACAAUGUUGAGUUCUAAACCAUUGAUCAUCCAAAGAUGUAAGGAAUCUUAAAUGCAGUUUUCGCUCUAAUUGUGAGCAUACUGGAGAAGCAGUUAAGGAAUUAGUCAGCCUAUAUUUCAUGAACUUAAUUGUUCCUUUUAGCAAUGCCUUGUUGGAGCAUUUGCUCAACUGGAAAUUCAAGUGAUUUACUAUCCUUUUGCAUUGAAAGAGCAAAAAGAGUUUAAGAAAAGAGAAGAAUAGAGUGAAAAACAGUUCAAAAUGUAAAUUUUUUUUGACAUAUCGUUGCAUAUACAGGAAUGCUUUUAAUUG